AUGGCCGCCUACAUCCGCACAUUGGCUCGCAUUGCCACCCGCGUCUCAACGCCAUCGACCGUGACCUUCGCUCGCCAGGCCCCUGCCGCCAUGGUCGCCCGUCACUACUACGCCUUCCGUCCCACACAGAUCGCCUCAAAGAAGAAGCACGCGGCUAUCAUGGAUGAGGACGACGAGGAGCUCGAGGCCGAGUUGCGGGAACUGGAAAGAGAGAAGCGCGAGCAGGAGGCUUUGGAACGUGGCGAGACUCUCGACGGCUCUGUUGCCGAUGGCGCCGAGGAUGACAACAACAACCGAUUCCAGGAACAAUACGAUAUCCUCCUCGAGAAGACCGCCCCCUCAUCCCCCCAGCACGAAUUGCCCCGUCACUCUGCUCUCUUGCACUUGACCAACACCGUCUCGACCCAAGAGCAGGCACAGUCGAUCCCUCAGUUGGUCCAGCAGUGGCGUCGUCGGGAACUUCCUAUCUCUGUCUUGCUCUCGGACAAGCUGAUCAAGGCUGUCUGCAAGGCUGGAUCCCCCGAGACUGCUUUGGUGUUGUUGGGUGAUCGCGAGACUUAUGCCUUGGCCCCUGGUCAAGGUACCAUGCGUCGUGUUGUUCGUUCGUUCGUCAAGGAGGUUGCUGCUGCUCCCGAGAGCUCAGUGUCUGAGGAGGGUCUGGAGAAGCUGGAUGGUGCCUUCAAGGUUAUGGCCUUGAUUCCAUACUACAACUUGGCUGCUGAUGACUCGUCCGUCUAUGCCAACUUGGUCCGUGGAUCAUUAAUCUACGGAAGUGAGGAGGGUCUUAGGAGGGCUAGCGUGACCAUGGAUGAGUACCUGUUGAUUGAUGGAGAGAGGGAGACCCCCUUGACUCGCAGGAGGGCUGCUGAGGUCGUUGCUGCUGCUGAGCAGUUGGUCAAGGCCUAUGAGGCCAAGGGUGAUGCUGACAAGGCUAGCGAGUUGAACAAGCAUGUCGCCCAGUGGAAGAAGAGCAUUUAA
Molecule: messenger RNA, 978 nt
Organism: Linnemannia hyalina
Lineage: Eukaryota; Fungi; Mortierellomycota; Mortierellomycetes; Mortierellales; Mortierellaceae
Source: the annotation of a GenBank genome assembly